GGCCGCGCCUCCCGCCCCGACCCUGCCUCCCGCAGCCCGCCGAGCCCCGCUGCGGAAACGGCGCCGUGUGUCUGCCCCGCCGUGUCUGCCCCGCUUAGGCUGAGUUUUGGGCUCGGUACAGGGGCUCGGUACCGUGUUAACCCCCUCUGGAGUCCAAAUUGUCACUUAAACCCCGAGCCCUUCGGGUUCAGUCGGUGCUUUCCGUUUUGCUGGCACCGUUUUCUCGGCUCGGCCGGGCACAGCGCCCCGGUGACGCCUGUCUGUCCCGUAUCUCCUGGCUGUCCCCUCGAGCAAGGGGUCCCCGGCUUGGCAUCCAUCCCCCGUGUGCCUUUGGCUCCCCGCCUCCUGCCCGUGUGCUUUUUCCCUAGAGCCACCCUUGCACCCUGCCUUGCCCUUCUGCGCAGCAAAGCUUUGAGGAUGGAGUUCAGGGUUUUCUUUGGUUUCCCCAAGCUAUGCAACAGUAUUGUAGUUUUGAUACUGUUUUUGAGACCUGAGAGGUGAGGUUUAUUAAUAUGCAUCAUUAACCUGUCUAAAGGAUGGAGCACCUGUAAUAAGCACAGACUUAUCCAAGUGGCUUGUACACAGUUUGGAAUAGGCACCUCUUCUUCACUCUGUGUUUGCACAGAGUCUAAUUCAGUAGGGUCCAAUUUGUUGUUCAGUGAUACAAUUAUAAACAGUAAAUAUUUUUAUCUUUCUAUAACGUGACUUUAAAGCUGCAUAAAAAUCUUUUUUGGCAUAGCAGCUGAAUUCUAACUGACACUGCUCUUUUCUACUCUGUUGUGGCAGACACCAGCUGCUGCAUUGAGGUAACUGUUGUUAUUUAUUUACUAGUAAGAUCUGUAGGAAGGGCAGAGUUUAACAGAAUGCACACUUUCAACAAUUCAGUACGUUUUUACAGCUAUCAUUUUAAGAGCAUUUUAAAAUUCAUUCCACUGUGAUGCAUUUUUUAAGUCAUGCUUCGCUCUGAUUCUUAAAAACUUCCAGGGAACCUGAAGUUUUGCCUUCUGAUUCUGAACCAGCCUUUCAACAAAGGUCAUUUCCAUUGUCUGUGGAGCAGAGCAGCCUUGAGAGCUUGUGCUGAUGGAGGUGCCAAUCUUCUCUACCACAUCACAGAAGGGAGCCAGGAAAGCUUCUUGCCUGAUUACAUCAGUGGUGAUUUUGAUUCCAUUCUGCCUGAAGUCAAGGAGUACUACAAGGUCAAGGGAUGUGAGUUAAUUGAGACCAUGGAUCAGGACCUCACAGAUUUCACCAAGUGCCUUCAAAUACUCCAGAAAAAGAUAGAGAAGAAGGGCCUCCAGGUCGAUGUGAUUGUGGCUCUUGGUGGACUUGGAGGACGCUUUGACCAAACAAUGGCAUCUGUGGAAACGCUUUUUCAUGCAACAAAUAUCACUCCUUCUCCAGUGAUAGUUAUCCAGGAGUGCUCGCUGAUUUACCUGCUUCAACCUGGCAAGCACAAGCUGCAUGUGGACACAGGACUGGAGGGCCCCUGGUGUGGCCUCAUCCCCAUCGGGAACCCCUGCGAGAGUGUGACCACGACAGGCCUUAAGUGGAACCUCACUAACCAGGUGCUGAAGUUUGGAACACUCGUCAGUACUUCCAACACCUAUGACAACUCCGGGAUUGUGACCAUCGAGACGGACAAACCUUUGCUGUGGACAAUGGCUAUCAAGAGAUAAGAUCAGCUACAGCUGCCUUUUCUGAUCUGACAAGACUCAAAUUACUACAAAAUUUCACUGAGUUAAGACAGUGAAGCUACUGCAAGAUAUAAGCAGGCACUGAUUGUAUUGAAUGAAAAACAACUCUGAAAUAAAAGUCACUUGAGAUUGAAUCAAAA
This is a messenger RNA of Motacilla alba alba, 1834 nucleotides long. RefSeq names its product thiamin pyrophosphokinase 1 (gene TPK1). The transcript is spliced from 8 exons. Bases 1224 to 1676 code for a protein of 150 amino acids. Gene Ontology annotation, molecular function: thiamine binding; ATP binding; thiamine diphosphokinase activity. Gene Ontology annotation, biological process: thiamine diphosphate biosynthetic process; thiamine metabolic process. Lineage: Eukaryota; Metazoa; Chordata; Aves; Passeriformes; Motacillidae. The record is from RefSeq and is a predicted model, not a curated record.